Ilyonectria robusta is the source of this 821-nucleotide messenger RNA. RefSeq lists its product as uncharacterized. Lineage: Eukaryota; Fungi; Ascomycota; Sordariomycetes; Hypocreales; Nectriaceae. Gene Ontology annotation, molecular function: protein dimerization activity. The record is from RefSeq and is a predicted model, not a curated record. Bases 147 to 581 code for a protein of 144 amino acids. The transcript is spliced from 2 exons.
AAUCGUCGUGCGACAUUUUUAACGCUAUUGUUUUCAGCGCAGCCCGAGCUGAGUUUGAGGCGUUCAGGGCGUUCUCGUACUACUAUGGACUCAAAUGCCCCAGCCACUCCUUUCAACGUCAAGAUAUCUCCCCUCCCUUUUCACCGAUGCCAACUUCCUCGGGACCUCCGAGAUACCGAGACCUGGAUAGACUGACACCAUUGUCACUCUCCUCCAGCAUGGUAAUCAAGCCAGAGUCUCCUCCCGCACCGGCACGCAACUCCGGCCGCCACAAACCAUCGGAAGCCCCGCCCACGCGCACAAUCGAGAAGCGCCAUUACACGCAGUUACAUGCUGCAUUUACCGAACUACGGGAUAGUAUCCCUAGUAUGAGAGUUGCAAUGGCAAAGGAAGGAGAGGAGAAUGCAACGACGGAUCCGCAAGAAGGAACGCCUAAAACAAUAGUGGAUAAGGAGGCCAUUCUAUAUAGGGCGAUGGAGCAUAUUUCGCUGCUUGAAGAGAGAAAUAGAUCUCUCCUAGAAGAGCGCAUAGUACUGCAGUCGACAAUCGCUGCGUUCGAGAUGUUAUUUCCACGUUACUGAUCUUCCUAUAUAUGUUUUGCCGCGGACCGGGCUUGAUGAGGCAUCGAUAUGAUCGGUUUUCACGUGGAUGUCGCAGCGGGUACUGAGGGACCUCCAGGGCCGCCAGGCUAUUGGGGACCGCCUGGACAAGAGGGAGGGUCAAAGAGAACUCUUAUCAUCAAAAUUGUCAUAUUUCGUCAACGUAUUGUUAUAAAGUCUUGCGGCCUGAACGAUGACAGACCAAGCUUACCUCUUUGCCCA